AUGGAAGGCUUACAAGAUGAGGUUAUCAGGUUAAAAGAGGAGCUGCAGAGAUCCAAUUCUGAACAACUUUUCUUGUUGAAGGAAUUAGUGACUAAAGAAAUGGAAUUGGAGAAGUCAACACUGUCCGUAGAGAGAUUGAAGGAAUCAAUUUCAUCCAUGGCAUUAGAGUCUGAAUGUGAGGUAGAGUGCAUGAAACUUGACAUGAUGGCCUUGGAGCAGAGUCACUUUGAGGCUAAGAAAAUACAAGAGGAAACUCUGGAGGAAAACACUAGAAUGAGUAGAUUGAUUGGAGAGCUUCAGUUUAAAUUUCAGGAAGCCCAAAAAAAUAUUGUCUCUCUGAAUGAGGAAAAUAAGAAACUUAAGAAUAAGAUUGAUGCCGUCAAUUUGAACACUAGAAAUUUUUCUCAGAAGGUUGAAGAGUGGCUAGAAAAGAAGGACGGAUCACAACUCAAUGGUCAGUCUUCCUUGAGCGGACAAGAGAAGGUUCAGACAUAUCAAAGGAUAUAA
Neltuma alba is the source of this 507-nucleotide messenger RNA. RefSeq lists its product as uncharacterized. NCBI's taxonomy places the organism in Eukaryota, Viridiplantae, Streptophyta, Magnoliopsida, Fabales, Fabaceae. The record is from RefSeq and is a predicted model, not a curated record. The transcript has a single exon. Bases 1 to 507 code for a protein of 168 amino acids.